Messenger RNA from Caenorhabditis briggsae, 336 nucleotides. NCBI's taxonomy places the organism in Eukaryota, Metazoa, Nematoda, Chromadorea, Rhabditida, Rhabditidae. The transcript is spliced from 4 exons. The record is from RefSeq and is a predicted model, not a curated record. The coding region runs from base 1 to 336 and encodes 111 amino acids.
AUGCUACAACUAUUCAAGUAUCUGGAAACGGGACGAAAACUCUUGGAAACGGGACGAAAACUCUAUGAGAUUGUAAUCACUUAUCAGGAUCAUGUCCCUGACAACUCAUUCCAAAGCUUCAAUUUGCAUUAUGUCAAUCCUUCUCAAUCUGGAAAUUUUGCGGCUGAUCCAGAAUUUAGCAAAGGCGGAAGUCUUGUAAGACAGGGGAUGCUUACUCAGGACGCCAAAACCAAGAUGAGCCUGGAUUACAAUUAUUUGGGCCCGGGUGUGCACAACCUCCAGAUUCGGAUCUACAGUGGCACACCAACCAACAACUGGCUGCCAUACAAUGAUUGA